AUGCAAAUGACAAGGUUGAGUUCUACAAAACUGGAAGAGGACCCUCUGUACAAGAUAAAAUUAAUGAAUCUAAAGCAAAAUUAUUGGACCUUCUUGAGCCCCAGUUGGAGCCAAUUCCUUCUGAAUAUGAUUCUUCAGCCAAUUAUUUAUCCACAAGUAAUGUCAUAA
Messenger RNA from Nezara viridula (southern green stink bug), 168 nucleotides. NCBI's taxonomy places the organism in Eukaryota, Metazoa, Arthropoda, Insecta, Hemiptera, Pentatomidae. The record is from the annotation of a GenBank genome assembly.